Molecule: messenger RNA, 2168 nt
Organism: Pararge aegeria (speckled wood butterfly)
Lineage: Eukaryota; Metazoa; Arthropoda; Insecta; Lepidoptera; Nymphalidae
Product: ESF1 homolog
Exons: 8
Coding region: 79-2148 (689 amino acids)
Biological process (GO): rRNA processing
Cellular component (GO): nucleus
Molecular function (GO): RNA binding
Source: RefSeq, a predicted model, not a curated record
AAUCAACUGUCAGGUACUAUUUUAGGUUAGACCAUGUUAUGGUUAUAAAAAAAUCAUUUUACUUCUUAAAUCGAAAAUAUGAAUGAUAUAUUGAAAGACAGCCGCUUCGCGAAGUAUCUUAAUGACCCCCGAUACAGACAAAUACCGAAACAUGAAAGGAAAGUUAAAAUUGAUAAAAGAUUUCAGUCUAUGUUUAAUGAUGAGAAGUUUAAAGUGAAGUAUACUGUAGAUAAACGAGGAAGGCCCGUCAACGAAACAUCUACAGAGAAUUUACGAAAAUAUUAUGAUCUAGAAGAGUCUGAUGCGAGUACGGAUGAAGAGUCGGUAGGUAACAAUGCUGAAUCAAAAGGCCGUGAAACAUGUAGUUCACCCAAGGAAGGCGACAUAACACCGGGUCAGUUUGUCAAACGGAUUCCUAGCGACGAUGAAGGAAAAGAAAAAGAGACACUUAAUAAAAAUGAUAAAUUAACAAGAGGUAGUUUGGAUAUUAAAACUAAGAAACGAUUGUUAGAUUUGGAUAUUGAUUAUGCUCGUGGAGAAGGUGUGCUAAUGACAGAUUCUUCCAGUGAUGAAGAGGUCAGUGAGAGUGAGGAUGAGAGUGAUUUAGAACAUGAGUGGGGAGAACUGGAUGCUGAUGCAGAAACUACUGAUGAAUCAACUAGAAGGAUAGCCAUCUGUAACAUGGACUGGGACAAUAUUAAAGCUAGUGAUUUAUUGGUUCUUUUGAGUUCUUUUUUACCUCCUGGAGGAAUUAUACAUCACAUAACUAUAUAUCCCUCAGAAUAUGGUCUCAAAAGAAUGCAGGAAGAGGAUAUUAGGGGUCCUAUUGAACUAACACAAGACCAAACAGAUGAAUGUGAUCUUUCUGACAGUGGUGGAAAUGAAGAAGGGUCUACAUACCAUAUGGAGAAGCUGCGUAGGUAUCAAUUAAACAGGUUGAAAUACUUCUACGGUGUAGUGGAAUGUGAUUCUGUGGCAACUGCUGAUAAGUUGUAUAGCGAAUGUGACGGAAUGGAGUAUGAGAGCAGUGCUACAAAACUAGACAUGAGGUUCAUACCUGAUGAUGUCACUUUUGAUCAGGAACCUCGUGAAACGUGCAGCAAACUGCCAGAUAUGACUAAAUACAAGCCACGUUUGUUCACAACGACGGCUCUGCAGCAAGCCAAGGUGGAUCUCACUUGGGAUGCUACUAAUCCGAAACGCGCAGAAUUAAUUAAAAGUGCACUUGACGGAAACAUUGAUGCUCUAGAUCUAAAAGAGUAUUUGGCGUCUAGUAGUGACGAUGAAAGUGCAGAAGAACAAGACUCAAAGUUUUAUAACGAAAAUGAUGAUGCAGACCCCAUACAAAAAUACAAGAUGCUACUGGAUGAUAUUGAUAACAAAGAACAAAAGAAACAUAACAAAGAUAUGGAAAUGGAGAUCACCUGGGGAUUAGGUGUUAAAGACAAAGCUGAGGAACUAGUUAAGAAAAGGAUUAAUAAAGAUGACAAGGAAUUAACUCCGUUCGAAAAGCUACUGCAAAAAAGAAAAGAGAAAAAGAAACAAAGAAAACUCAUAAAUAAACAAAAGACCGAUGAAACAAAAUCUGAUACAGAUGAAUACUCGUCCGACGAUAUACCUUCAGAUGUCGACAUGAAUGAUCCAUAUUUUGCAGAAGAGUUUAAUAAACCUGAGUUCAAAAUAAAAAAAUCAAAGACCAAAACGCAAGAUGUGGAAGAAAACAGUUCAGGUGAUGAGGAAAAAAGAAAAGCUGAGUUAGAACUAUUGUUAGAUGAAGAUGAUAUUAAAGACCACUUUAGUCUUAAUAAAAUACAAGAGUCGGAGAAUAUUAAUAGGAAAUCUAAAAGGAAAAGGAAGCUUAAAGAAAAAGUAAAGGAACAAAAGGAAGCAGCGCCAGAUUUUGAUAUAAACCUAGAUGAUCGCAGAUUCGCGGCAUUGUAUGAUUCACAUCUGUUUAACAUAGAUCCUACCGAUCCCAACUUCAAGAAAACGAAAAACAUGGAGAAGCUUAUCCAAGAGAAAUUGAAACGCAGACCAACUGACGACCCUGUUUCAGAAGUAAAACCAAAGAAAUCAAAGGAAGAUGCUGAAUUAAAUGUUUUAGUUAAAAACAUAAAGCGGAAAACUAAGGGUGUAUUAAAGAAAUAAAAUAAUAUUACGUGUUUAUA